AUGGAGGCGUAUUAUCGUAUUCUGGAGGCGCGGAGUCAAUAUCCACAAUCACCUUGUAUACUGGGAAUACGAGCCCGUGAAGCAGAUUCAAAAUCCGGUCAGUAAGGAUUCACGUGUUCGAACAGCUCGGGCAAGAGGUUCGAGAGCCUGCACUUCCUGCACUAGCCGCAGUAUUGUUAAAGGCGCGGUGUUGGAUGGAUCCCGGCUAGCCGGUGGUUUUACUUGUGUCAGUGAUAAACAAUGAAGAUACACUGUGUUUCGUGCCACGGACUCUACUUGGAGGACAGAAACCUUGCGAUGAGGUGACAACCUACUAGUAAGAGGGCAUGAGUGUGGUGGAGGCGGUUUAUGUGAGCACAGAUGGCCGCCGGUGCCACGCCAGAUGGUGAGAGAAGAGCCACAGCCCAUAAGAAGAAGGUGGAGCGUGCAGGAACGGCCAGGGAAAGUAAGAAAAACAACACAGGAGCCUUCAAAUGACGAAAGUGCCUCCACCACCACCACACACAACCACAGCUGAACGCCACACCACACUAAGGAGUUGCCGAUACAAAGGCCUGUCGAUCUUGGGAGAAAUCCCAAGUCACCUGUGACAUCAAGAUUGAGUUCAAGAUCGCUGCUCACGUUACUAGGCAACCGGCAAACACAGGCCGCCCCCAGCACGGCCGAGACAUUCCUGGCGGUGAGUGAGGGUGAGGUGACCGCUGCAGGCACAAGGGACGACAGACAGGACAACAAUGUAAUUACUGAAGAAACACGAAUCUUCUCUUCAUAAUGCACACACAGUACAUACUCUAUGAAAAUAUGUAAUAGCAUCUGAAGAGAAUAAGGAAAUCCAACCAAAAUGUUUAUAUACUUAAGUAAAAAGAUUGCCAUACCAAACAACAUACGUCUACGAUGUGUGGGAUGGAACAAAGAGCAGGGCUACAUCGCUUGUGGGGGAGAUGACGGCUUGCUUAAAGUUCUCAAAUUGGAGGCUGGGAAGGAUGCCAAGAUCAAAGGUCUUGCCGCUCCAUCCAACCUGUCCAUGAAUCAAACAUUAGAGGGGCACUCAGGAACAAUUCAAGUUGUCACAUGGAAUGAAUCUCAUCAAAAAUUGACAUCCUCAGACCAGAGUGGUCUGAUAAUUGUUUGGAUGCUGUAUAAGGGUUCUUGGUAUGAAGAAAUGAUAAAUAAUCGGAAUAAAUCUGUUGUACGGGGUAUGGCAUGGAAUACUGAUGGCCAGAAGAUUUGCAUUGUGUAUGAAGAUGGUGCAGUUAUUGUGGGAAGUGUGGAUGGAAACAGGAUUUGGGGCAAAGAACUAAAGGGCCAUCACCUCAUGGGUGUAGAAUGGUCCCCUGAUUCUUGUUUGCUGCUCUUCUCACUCCACAAUGGAGAAGUUCAUGUGUAUGACAAUACAGGGGGGUUUGUUAAUCGGCUAAAUAUCCAGUGUCUGGGCAGCAUGGGUCUGGGUGCCAUGGUUGUUGGCCUUACCUGGUAUAAUGGACGCAAUGGUUAUGUUGAUCCUGAUUGUCCCACUCUGGCGAUCUGUUAUGACAAUGGAAGGAUGCAGAUUAUGCGGAAUGAAAGUGAUGACAUGCCUAUAUUGAUAGAUACUGGCAUGAGUGUGUGUGCCUGUCAGUGGAAUCACAAUGGCAGUGUGAUGGCUGUGGCAGGCACCCUUCAUCUGUCUGGCAUUGGGGAAAAAGACUGCAAUGUUGUUCAGUUUUAUAAUCCCUUUGGAGAGCACUUACGAACCCUGAAAGUGCCUGGUAAGCAGAUUACUGCCUGCUCAUGGGAGGGAGGAUCUCUGCGAAUUGCCUUAGCUGUCGACUCCUUCAUCUACUUUGCCAAUAUCCGUCCAGAUUACCGGUGGUGCUUUUUUUCUAAUACAGUUGUAUAUACAUUUACCAAGCCAGAGCGCUCUGAAGCUUGUGUCACUUUCUGGGACACCAAAAAUAAUGAGCACUUCAUCAAGCAUAUAAAGUAUCUGAUGGGAAUGGCAGCAUCUGGGGAACAUUGUGUGUUGGCAGUACGAACAGAUGAUGGCUCUGGGCAGUUUGGUCUCAUCAUCUGCAAUGCUAUUGGAACACCAGUGGAUAGUAAAUACAUUGACAUUGAACCUCAUUACUUGGCAAUGACAAGUAGUUAUGUAUUUGCUGCUUCAAAAGAGAACUUCUACCUGUGGCAUUUCAAGACUCCCAAGGCCCACAGCUCCAUUGAACUGAUAAGUACUGUGAAAUCAGAUCGGCAGGAGAGACUUUACCACAUUGAUGAUGCUCCCACUGGCAUGUCUGAUAUUUUUAGAGAAGGGGACAAGCUAUAUGAGGCCACCAAUGACCCCAUAUGCUGCAUGACUGCAAGUGAGAGAAUACUAGUAGUUGGAAGAGAGUCCGGGGCUCUGCAGCGAUACACCUUACCUCAUGUUGCCCUGACAGCUCGCUACACCUUGCCAUGCCGCCCUCACCGCCUUGCACUUAACUGUAAUUCUUCACGCUUGGCCAUCAUUGAUAUUACUGGGUUACUUACCUUCUUAGACCUGGACAUUCGAUCUUCAGACAGCAGUGGAGCUGAAGUGAUGGGAUCAAUACUGAAGUUUGAACGAAAAGAUGUGUGGGACAUGUGUUGGGCUCAAGACAACCCAGAGCUGUUUGCUAUGAUGGAGAAGACACGCAUGUAUGUGUUUCGAAAUAUGGACCCUGAGGAACCCAUAGCCAGCUCUGGCUACCUUUGCAACUUUCAAGACCUUGAGAUACGUGCUGUGUUGUUGGAUGAAGUAAUGAAUGAACCAGAGUCUCCAACUAUGGACCACUUGUUGACCUUGGAGGUGAAGAGUCUGCGAGACACUCGGGAUUUGCUGGAGAAGGUGUCCAUCAAAGAUGCUGCAGCUUUCAUUGAUGAGAACCCUCACCCCAGACUUUGGCGUUUACUAGCUGAAGCUGCUCUAGAGAAGCAAGAUCUUAAAAAUGCUGAGGCAGCUUUUGUCCGGUGCAAGGAUUAUCCUGGUAUUCAGCUAGUAAAAAGGAUUUCAAACAUUCAAAAUGAAGCUCUUAGAAAAGCAGAAGUGGCAGCAUACUUCAAGGAUUUUGAUGAAGCAGAAAGGUUAUACCUAGAAGUGGAUCGCAGGGAUCUCGCUAUCUCCCUUCGGCGCAAGUUGGGGGACUGGUUCAGAGUUGUGCAGCUCCUCAAGUCUGGUUCAUUUGGAGACGAUGUACAGAUGGAAGAAGCCUUAAACAACAUUGGACAUUACUAUGCUGAUAGACACAAAUGGGAUGAAGCUGUGAAGCAGUUUGAAGCUGCUCAUAACCAUGAAAUGCUAAGUACAUGCUACUAUCAACUAGAAGAUUUUGAAUCUCUUGAAUCUCUUGUCCGAUCAUUGCCAGACAAUUCUACCCUUCUGCCAUCCAUAGCUGAAAUGUUUACCAGUGUUGGAAUGUCUCAACAAGCUGUUGCAGCUUAUAUGAAAUGCAAUCAGAUUAAGUCUGCAAUAGAUACUUGCGUUGCUUUGAAUCAGUGGCAUGAAGCUGUGGAACUUGCUAAGGAACAUAAUGUGACGGAGAUUAGUGCCCUACUUGCUCGCUACGCUUCUCAUCUCUUAGAUAAAGGCAACCGUCUCCAGGCUAUUGAAUUAUAUCGCAAAGCAGACAAACUUCUUGAUGCUGCAAAAUUAUUGUAUCAGAUUGGAGAAGAAGAAGGCAAGAAAAAAACACAUCCUUUACGUGCCAAGAAACUGUAUCUCCUGGCUGCUCGGCUGGUACAGGAGCACAACUCCAAGAUGAAGAAUACCAUGAAGGAGGAAGGAAGUCGGAGUGCAGCCUUGAUGGGUCUGUUUGAUGAUGGACUCACUGGAGACAAAGAUAAAGGAAGCCAAUACAACAACAUGUUGGACAGUCCUUGGAAGGGAGCAGAGGCCUAUCACUUUUUUCUCCUGGCCCAGCGUCAGCUUUAUGAAGGUUAUGUUGAUGCAGCAAUGAAGACAUGCCUUCAUUUAAGAGAAUAUGAAGGUAUUCUUGAUCCUGAAGACAUAUAUGGCCUUUUGGCUCUGGCCUCUUGUGCUAAUCGUGCCUUUGCAACAUGUUCUCGAGCAUUUAUAAAACUUGAAGCAAUUCCUGAGGUAAGAGUCACUUAGUUUUUGAAGAAGAAAAUGAGACUGUAGUAGAAAGAGCAUCAUUACUGAGUUCUCAUAAUGAAGGUGAAGGCAGUGAAAGGAGGGCAGGUGGUGUUGGUGGUGGAUUAGUGAGUGGAUGGCGUAAGUAUAUGGUAUACUCACCGACGUCAAUCUUACGGAGGGAGGCGACUCGUUCGAAACGAGUGAAGUACGAAGCGAUCUCUUCUCCUUCGCGAUACACUGGCAGUUUAGGGCGAGUGGCAGGGUUGGCACCAAGGUAGGCCGUACUCUUACAACCAGCUGCUUGCAGUUUCAGCCGCUCAAGGGCAAGAGCAUGCUCCCUUUCCUUUUCGCACUCCUUUUCACGCUCUUCUCACUCCUUUUCUUCCUUUUCCUUCUGCUUAAUUCUUUCCUUUUGUGCUCUUCUCGCUCCUUUUCUUCCUUCUGGUCACGUUCUUCUUUUCCUCUCUUCUCUUGUCUCACACUCACAUUCGUCCCGUUGACGUGCCUGUUCCUCGGAGACGAAGGUCCUGAGAUCGUCCUCUUCGUAGCCCAACUCCCGUCCUAGGUUAAUCAGUUGCUGAAUGGACGACAUUUUCAACGGAAUACUAAUCAAUAAAACAAAACAAGAAUACUAUAGAAGUGAAAACAGGCAAGCUGUUCAACCCCUCCAAUUAAAUAAACACAACAGAGCAAGCAAGGAGACUACCAGCCCAAAGGGUGAGUCAAAUCACCAUAAGUGUACAAAACACGACCCAGCUAAUAUGAAACAUAUUAGGCUGAAGGGGUCCAAGGUCAGAAGAGUUAAACUCUGCACCUGAUAAUCACGAGGCCCUGAAUCAGAGUCAUGUACGACGCACCUGGUUAGGCAAAGAGAGAGCCUUACAACAACAACCUAUCACCAAAACACUCACUUUGAGCCUGGAACAGCAAGUGGAGGUAGGGAACAAUCCUGACCGUCAAUGGUGACUGGGGUGGUUCAUCUCGCCUCGAUGCACCCGGAAGGAAGGAGAGAUCCUGGCGAGGUCGCCACUUGUGAAGGAAAGUGACCCGGCGUCGUUAGCUGGAGGUGAAGCGCCAGAUCAAACCCCUCGAAGGCGCGGUAUCCCUCAGCUUCCAUGGGGGCAGAUGAGAUAAAUACACAAGAAACGUUUAAAGUUUAAUCCUCUCUUCAACACACGGGAAGGGUAGUAAUCCCAGCGAGGCGUCACACGGCAUCCCAAGGAGUCCUGGAUGAGAGGCCCAGGGGCCACUGGCAAGGUGGUGACACGGCUGCGAGACGGUGUCGGGACGUCAGAUAUGGAAGGGCCCCAGGCGCCACAAGUAGGGUGGAGAAGCUGCAGCAAGGUGGAGCCGUGACAUCCAGGACGGAGGAGAGCGAUGAAGGGGGCAGCCAACUGGUGGGGCUCUUGACAACAGCAACCCCGUGUGGCAGUGAGAGCUGAAUGGGAAGUCAGGUAAAGGUGUUGGCGUCCAGCUAAGUCCCAGUUUAGUCUGGCUCCCACCUCUGCGCUGGUUAUCCACAUCAUGUCUGUCUGAACCCUCUGAGAACUGAAGCAUGAUCCGAAGCGUUGCUUUUACGGAGGUGAAACGUGCGUGAAUUGAAUAAGUAGUCUUUCCCUUACAAGUAGUCAGAAGAGCUAUCAGGACACCUCUUUCGGUCAACAUCAAAAGCGGAGUCAAACCUUGGGACAUUUCUGGUCCCCUCCCCAAAGGGGGAAUCCUAAGCAGGGUGUAGGAGCACCAUAAUACAUUUUGGGAAAAUGAUGUGUGUUGUGUGUAUGUAGUUUGGUGUGGAAAGUAAGAGAAUCUGUCUUUAGAGAGCAUGCUGAAUUACUCUCUGGUGUUAAUGAGACAAUAAGGAAUGGAAAGUGAGAACAUGGGUGGAUCAUUGAUUUGUUUGCAGCACCCACUCACCUCCCAUGUAUACCUCACCAGGAGUGGCUUAUACCUGUUUCAGCAGGUGUCUCUACCUACCUAUUCCCUAAGACUGUAGUCCUAUAAAUUGGUAGAAUAGUGACUAAGUACUGCAGCUUCAGUAGUACUCGGCUCGAGUUCCAAAGGCAACUAAGAGAGAAGUGCAAGGGGGGCUGAGCCAGCUCCACCCCCCCCUUCCCACCUUAUGCCUUACCCCAGCCCAGCUUGGGUGGGGCCAAUGCAUGGAGGGGUAGAUGAGCACUGUGUAAACAAACUACUGCUCUACCCAUGGUGUGAUACUUGAAAUGUCAACUCAUUAACCAAUUAUUACUAAUAUUAUUGGCCUGGUCAUAAGUGCAAGCAGUCAUGUCACAUAUGUUGUAACUCAAAGACUACCUGUAGUCAUGGAUUUUUUUAUUUCUACUUCCAAGCAGGUAUUGUAUGUGUAACAUACUUAAUCUUUGUUGCCUUUUAUGGUGGCUUUGUUUAUAAUAAAAAUGACUGCAUGCAUUAUCUGUCUCUGACCACCCAUUUGGCAGCAUCAAAUGAAAAAUGUAAUCACCCUUACUCUCCUUAGCUGACUGUGUAUUUUAAGAAACUUUUAUAUUUAUAUAAUUUUUUACAACCUUUUUCUGCAUGGCUAUCAAGUUGCUUUUUU
Messenger RNA from Eriocheir sinensis (Chinese mitten crab), 6659 nucleotides. RefSeq names its product WD repeat-containing protein 35-like. Gene Ontology annotation, cellular component: intraciliary transport particle A; non-motile cilium. The record is from RefSeq and is a predicted model, not a curated record. Gene Ontology annotation, molecular function: protein binding. NCBI's taxonomy places the organism in Eukaryota, Metazoa, Arthropoda, Malacostraca, Decapoda, Varunidae. Bases 842 to 4105 code for a protein of 1087 amino acids. The transcript is spliced from 25 exons. Gene Ontology annotation, biological process: protein localization to cilium; intraciliary retrograde transport; non-motile cilium assembly.